This is a messenger RNA of Penicillium manginii, 1023 nucleotides long. RefSeq lists its product as uncharacterized. The transcript is spliced from 5 exons. The record is from RefSeq and is a predicted model, not a curated record. The coding region runs from base 1 to 1023 and encodes 340 amino acids. NCBI's taxonomy places the organism in Eukaryota, Fungi, Ascomycota, Eurotiomycetes, Eurotiales, Aspergillaceae.
AUGAAUCAUCUGCGAACCGUUCGCAUCCCCCCGGGACGCGUAGCCCAGAGCGUCGCCAUCGCAGUCGCAACGAACAUUCACAUUCCCACCGUCAUCGACACCGCGACCACUCGCGAUCUCGAUCUCCCCACCGAUCCGACAGACACAGGUCGGAGCGCCACCGUCGACAUGAAACGGACCGAAGAAACGAGCACGGAAGCUCGAGAACUUAGCAGGCGAGACCUAGAGGCCUACGAGCCGAUGUUCGCCAUGUACUUGGAUAUCCAGAAAGGUAUACUCCUUGAAGAAUUGAAGGAAGAAGAAAUCAAGGGGAGGUGGAAGAGCUUUACUGGGAAAUGGAACCGCGGCGAACUCGCUGAAGGAUGGUACGACCCUGCAACACUGAAGCGAGCACGAGAAAAUUCGGAUCAAGCACAAUCAUAUUCGGGUGGAGGUCGAGCAUCACCUGAAUAUAAUCAGGGCCGACCAGCGGAUAAUGAGGGCGCCCGGGAACUACCAACUGCAGAAAAUGACGAUGAGGACGACGAUGAUGAAUAUGGACCGACUCUUCCACAUCCAGGAUCAAUGGGAGGACACUACCGUCCUGGACCGACUAUACCAAAUAUGCAGGAUCUUGACCUUAAAAGAGAAUCUGCAAUUGAAGAUGCGAUUGCUGCCCGCGAGGAGUCACGAGGCCAAUAUCGUUCUGAGAUUCGUUCUCAUAAGGCAGAGAUGCGGCACCUACAAGAUGAGAUUGCACCUCGAGCUGAGGCCGGCACCCGGGAGCGACAGCUUGAGAAACGUCGAGAAACUGCUGCGGCGAAUCGCUCGUUUGCAGAGGCUCGGGGGGCGUCUCCUGAGGCAGCACGAGAUGAGGACCUCAUGGGUGCUGGAGAUGGCGAGUGGGCUAGCCUCAAGAAAGAGAAAGAACGCGACCAGAGGAAGAAGAAUGAGCAGCGGGAAGAGCGAAUCCAAAAGUAUCGGGAGAAGGAGGACGAAACCAUCGGCUGGCUACAGACUUUGGCGAAACAACGCUUUGGCUAA